Molecule: messenger RNA, 4295 nt
Organism: Puntigrus tetrazona (Sumatra barb)
Lineage: Eukaryota; Metazoa; Chordata; Actinopteri; Cypriniformes; Cyprinidae
Gene: snx27b
Product: sorting nexin 27b
Exons: 13
Coding region: 134-1834 (566 amino acids)
Biological process (GO): intracellular protein transport; signal transduction
Cellular component (GO): early endosome
Molecular function (GO): phosphatidylinositol-3-phosphate binding; protein binding
Source: RefSeq, a predicted model, not a curated record
AAACGUCUCGUGAUGGGGGCGGUUUGGCGUCAGUCUUUCCCGUCUGGAGUCUGACGCACUCAGACAGCCAAUAAGCUCAUGUAGCUCUUCGGCGCCCGAGCCCGCUGUGGAGGCAGGAAUUCAUCAAAUAAAGAUGGCAGAUGUUGUCGAAGGAGACUGUAGUCGUUCCGCUGGCCCUUCCGCGCUUCAUUCAGCGGCUCGCAACGGCUCCAGCAUGAGCUCGGGAACGUGCGCCGGCGGCCUCGUCGCGACCACGGUCACCUCCGGGCCUCGGCUGGUCCGCAUCGUCAAGUCGGACUCAGGCUAUGGCUUCAAUGUCCGCGGGCAAGUAAGCGAAGGAGGGCAGCUCAGGAGCAUCAACGGUGAACUUUACGCCCCGCUGCAGCACGUCAGUGCCGUGUUACCGGGCGGCGCGGCAGACCGAGCCGGAAUCUCAAAGGGCGACCGUAUUCUUGAAGUAAAUGGGGUGAAUGUGGAAGGGGCCACUCAUAAGCAGGUGGUAGAUCUCAUACGAGCUGGAGAGAAAGAGUUAGUCUUGGCUGUCCUGUCCGUUCCUCAGCCAGAGACGGACAGCCUUGAUCCUGGGGACGAUGGUUCAUCGCAGUCCUGCUAUGACUACAGUGACAAACAGGCCGUGCCUAUCUCUGUACCCACCUACAAACAUGUGGAACAGAACGGAGAGAAGUUUGUGGUCUACAAUGUGUACAUGGCAGGCAGGCAGUUGUGCUCGAAGCGUUAUCGGGAGUUUGCCAUCUUGCAUCAGAAUCUGAAGAGGGAAUUUGCCAACUUUGCAUUUCCCAAGCUGCCUGGGAAAUGGCCUUUCUCUCUGUCUGAGCAACAGCUAGACGCUCGCAGACGAGGGUUGGAGGAAUACUUGGAGAAAGUGUGUUCUGUUCGGGUGAUCGGAGAGAGCGACAUCAUGCAGGAGUUUCUGUCGGAGUCUGAUGAGAAUUAUAACGGUGUUUCUGAUGUGGAGCUAAGGAUAGCCAUGCCAGACAAAACCACAGUUACCGUCCGAGUGCGAAAGAAUUGCACAACAGACCAGGUCUACCAGGCUAUUGUAACAAAAAUUGGGAUGGACAGCAUUACUGCGAGUUAUUUUGCCCUGUUUGAAGUCAUUAACCACUCUUUUGCACGCAAGCUGGCCCCUAAUGAGUUUCCACAUAAGCUAUAUGUACAGAACUAUACGUCUGCCAUCCCAGGCACCUGCCUCACGCUUCGCAAGUGGCUCUUCACCACAGAAGAAGAGAUUCUGCUCAAUGAUAAUGAGCUGGCCAUCAACUAUUGCUUUCAUCAGGCUCUGGAUGAUGUGAAAAAGGGAUUCAUCAAAGCGGGAGAGAAAUCCUACCAGCUCCAAAAGCUCACUGAACAGAGGAAAAUGACCAUGUAUUUAAGUAUUCUGAGGACUUGUGAGGGCUACAAUGAGAUCACUUUCCCACAUUGCUCCUGUGACUCGCGUAGGAAAGGUCACGUGGUCACUGCGAUAAGCAUCCGCCACUUUAAACUCCACGCGUGCACAGAGGAUGGCACUCUAGAGAAUCAGGUGAUAGCUUUUGAAUGGUCCGAGAUGCAGAGAUGGGACACAGAUGAAGAGGGAAUGGCUUUCUGUUUCGAGUAUGCACGAGGGGAGAAGAAACCUCGCUGGGUCAAAAUCUUCACUCCAUAUUUCAACUACAUGCACGAGUGUUUCGAGAGAGUCUUCUGUGAACUCAAAUGGAGAAAAGAGGUUGAAGAGGAGGCCACGGACAAGGACAAUAAGAACUGCAGUAAAGAUGGUAUGUGCGGUAAGAAUAUCUUCCAACUGUUGAGACACAGAAGGGAUGGAGGCACAUGAACGAAGAGAUCAUCUCCUCUUGAAUUCUCAAACACACGCACACGUACACUAAAAGCUCCAUACAGAGACCCAGAAAACAUUUCAAACCAGUCCCAUAUGCUUAUCCACUACUGAUACACAAUUACUGAAAUAAGAUAUGAAGCAGGAAACUACACAACCACAAUACAUCGAUCAAAAUGUGGAACUACAAGAGACUUUUUAGAGAAUUAUGCUAUCAUUUCACCGGACUGGAAAUAUUUAUGUUGAACACACUGACCGCCAGCUUGGGACGGGAGAUGAUACUGAAAAGCUAUAAUGCUCCAGGAGACAGAGGCGGUGAAGUGUUGUCUGAUGAACGCACCCUGGUCGUUGACAUGGCACCAGCAUUGUGACUAAAUUCAUGUCAUGUGACUGGUCAGAUGCAGACAACUGAGAGACUGGGCUUCUGCAGAGACAUGGAAACGACGGCGGUCUGACUAAUGCAUCAUCCUGACACUAACACAUGCACCUGUGAGGGCAGAGAUGCUCUCUCAGAAUGUAUCUAUAUAAAAAAAAAAAAAGAAAAGCAAAAACCAUUACUACAUUUUCCACUUGGACAAUCAGAGUGAGAGAGGGAAAGAGAAAACAAGCCUAGAAACAAGGGCAAGAGAGACAGAUCAAUACUUUCCAUGCUUUUCCACACUAAUUUGUCUCUUACCUCACUAUUGCCACUGUGUUGGUAGUAGGUUUGUACAGAUUUUCAGCCCUUUAGCUGAACUGAGGUUUUUAAUUUAAUUUUUUUGUGCUCUCAUCUGUCUUUUAUUCUCCAAAGCAGUAUUUGAUUACGUUAGCCAUCGCCAGGCCCAGAUGGAAUUUCUGUGCUGAUUUUAAAAGUGUUAAAUUGGUCAAUGAUGUAAUGCUUUUUUGGAAAACCAAUUAUUUAUUCAAAAUGUGCUAAGCAUUCACCAACACACACGUACAGUGUGUGUGUAUAUAUAUAUAUAUAUAUAUAUAUAUAUAUAUGUAUAUAUGUAUAAUAGAAUUUUUUUCCGUGUGUAAUGGCUUUAUUCUGAUAGGACAAGGAAGACAGGAAGCGAAGUUAUUGAGAGAGAUGGGGGUGGGAUUGGGAAAGGUCCGUGCAGUGGCACUGUAUGUCAGCACGCUACCCAUGAGGCUAUUGAAAGUGACCAACCUUUUAAAUUGGGUUUUUAAUUUUUUAUAAAAUGAUUUGAGGGACCCAAUUUAAUUCAGGAUCCACAUUAUUUGUUCCAUAUUACUUCAUAAUAUUGUUCAAAGAUAUAUUUAAAAAUAUCUAUAUUUUUGCAUUUCCAGAACCAUAUUUAAAGGCCCCUAAUUUGAGUUUUACUAGUGUUUACUAGUUUUACCAGUAUUUUUGUAUUGCUUUACAUAUGCUUUUUGCUGUAGUUAUUACAAAAAUGCUUGUUUCCAAACUCUUGACUGGGAUUUUCAGUAUAUCAAAGGAAUUAGCCACAAUUAUUUUUUGGUGAAUUGUAUUUAUUUUAACGAAACAGUAGCUGCUUAGGAGAAAAGGAAAUGAACCUUUUUUUCCUGUAUUUUUUUUUUUUUUAAGAAAGUUCAAUUUUGAAUUAUUUUAAGUCAUUCUAAAGCCAUGUUAGUGGGCCCCGGAGACCUGCUUGAGGACCAUCACACAUGAAUAUUAAAGUAUAAAUCCGUUUUAAUGCCGUUUUAAAAUAAGAAUUAUUUUAUUACUAGCUAAUGAUCAAGUUAGACAUUGUUCGCGCAGCGUUUAAAGCAAAGACUCAAGGAAUGAGGAAUAUGAUGAACUUGUGAAUUCUAGGUGUUGUGAAUCUGCAGAGAUUCUGUGUGGGUCUGGCCAUGGCAGAAGAACACCUGCCCACUGAUCAUCUGCACCAGUGUUGAGUGGGUGUUCGCUCUGCUCACAUAUGACUUGAGUUGUUUUAACAGUGUUAGAAAUGUGAAGCACUGAAUCGGAAAGCCAGCAGUGUUAGUUAUGUGUGCUUGUUUGGCUGCUUGGUUUGUGAGUUUUAGGAUGCCAUGCCCUCACCCAGCAGCAGGUGGCUCUGAGCGCACAGGAAGUCGUCUCCAUCAAACCACGUGUGAGUGUCUUUAUCUGACUUUUUUUUUUUUCUUCAGUGUUACUUAUUGUAGCGCAGGCGCAUACAAACCCGUCACUCCGGACCAGUCAUGACAUGUUUUGCACUUUUUGAAUGACGCGUUUGUGAUGUGUGUAAAGACUGAGAUGCCAUUUCUGUCCUGCCAUUGUUCCAUUAUGUUUCUCUGUCAUCGCAUGUAUUGACUUUUAAGGGAUAUUUCGGUUUUAAUACAAGAUGAGCUCAACUGACAGCGCUUUUGCCAAAAAGAAUAAUAUAAAAAGGCAAUCGGGUUACAGUGAGGUACUUAUAAUAAAAGCAGCUGAAGUAAUAGAAUACUGUUUUAAUAGUACAGGCACAAACAGUAUAUUAAUUGAUGACAAAUUAAAGGAAAACUAUAUACUUUCUUA